Amaranthus tricolor (Joseph's coat) is the source of this 3182-nucleotide messenger RNA. RefSeq names its product protein ENHANCED DISEASE RESISTANCE 4-like. Gene Ontology annotation, biological process: regulation of defense response to fungus. NCBI's taxonomy places the organism in Eukaryota, Viridiplantae, Streptophyta, Magnoliopsida, Caryophyllales, Amaranthaceae. The coding region runs from base 224 to 2785 and encodes 853 amino acids. The record is from RefSeq and is a predicted model, not a curated record. The transcript is spliced from 6 exons.
CGAGAAUAGAAAAAAGCAUUCCAACCCACAAUCUUUUUCCUCAAAUGUGAAACCCAGAAAAAGCAAAAGGGUCCCAUUAAGUUAUUUUUUAAUUUUUUAUUUUCCCUCUAAAUAAUAUUUCCAUUCAUUUUCAUCUUCAAUAAUACAAAAAAACCCAGAAGAAAUUAUCAGUGAUGUGAACUUGUAUUUUUGUAAGUUUUUUGGGCUAAAAGAUCCCAGAAAAAUGGCUGUGGAAUCAUCUAAACUCAGGUUGGUUCGUUGCCCAAAGUGUGAAAAUUUACUGCCUGAACUUCCUGAUUAUUCUUUGUAUCAGUGUGGUGGAUGUGGUGCUAUUCUUAGAGCAAAAAAGGGUAUUUCAGAAGCUGGAAAUGGGUCACAGAAAUCUAUUGAGGAAAAGGUUGGGGUGGUUUCAGAUAAAUCUGAGAAAAAUUUAGGAAAGUCAGAGAAUAUUUUGGGUAAAGGGACUGUUUCUGUGAUUGAUAAUGAGGAAGGGGUGAGUAAUAAAUGUGAAAUUGGUAAUGAUUCUAAGAGGGAAGUUGAUAAUGGAAAUUCAAGUAUUAAUGAGAUCGGAGAUGUCGUUUUGGAAGGUAAAGUAGAUAAGUUAGAAACCAAAGAGGAGGAUACAAAUUUGUUGAGGAGAUCGAGUCGAGUGUUUGAGCGUAAAUAUAGUGAUAUAGGAGCGGGGGAGCGAUUUGGGCGGUUUAGACGAGGUUCUUUGGAAGGAAUGAGAUCGUCAAGUAUAAAUUACUUGGGUGAUUCAUCAAAGUAUCCGUUAGGUUCUGGUUAUCAAAACGAAGCUAGUCGAGCCGAUGCAGCUGAGCUCAUAGAACAUGAUCGAGAGGAGCUCUUGAGGAAGUUGGAUGAAUUGAAGAAUCAACUUAGUAGGGUUAACAAUGCAAGUGAUAAGUUCCGUGAAAAACCCGCACUAGAGCGUAGGCCGACCCAUUUAGAACCGUAUGUUGAACCCGUGGAUGGUUUUCGCAAUCAUCCAUCUAAUUUCCACCAAACUUCACGACAAUUUUCAUCUCCUGAUAAACAUGUUGCUCGACCACCUUACUUUGAUCAAUAUCACGAGCCAUUUCCACUUAAUCAUAAUUACCACAGUUCAAUGCACAACCCGAAUCAUGUUCAUAGGUAUGAAGAUUCAUUUGAUACUCAAAUGUUUCGAAGACCUCCACAAAGGAUCCCGAGUCAUAAUCAAUAUAUGGGUCCUGACUUAGAGCCUUUUGAGCCACACCUGUAUGGUAUGGCACUCAACCAGCAUCCAUGUUCAUGCUAUAGGUGUUACGACCGACAACUGCAAGCGCCUUUGCAAGUUGCACAACCAGCCUUUGCCAAUAGAAGGUUUCCGCAUGUUGCGAAUAAGUACAUGUCAAACCAUCAGGAACUUCCCGAAACUUUUGGUUCACACGGGUAUACUUCUAGAAUAGUUGAUCCACAAUCCCACUCGAGGUGGCCGAGUGAAAUUAAUGUUGAAACGGGAAGUUUUGCUCGUGGUCGUCCUCAUCGGACGGCGUUACAUAGCGGACUUCGUUGCCAUCCCGUAGUAGGUGGUGCUCCUUUUGUGACAUGUCAUAAUUGCUUCGAGGUUUUAAAGUUACCCAAAAAGGUGUUUAGCAAGAAGGAUGAGUGGCAGAUCACCUGUGGAGCGUGUUGUACUAUAGUCUCUUUCACCGUUACAGACGAAAAACUUGUACCGAUUGACUUAGCCGUAAAGAAAACUACUGCUGAGGCUCUUGACAAAUCCAAUGGGUUGGGUCAUUUUCAUAACGGAAGCUUUUGCUCGGAGGACUACGCUAACUCGGUUUAUGAUUUUCAAGCGAUGGACAGAGACCCUGUUUCUUUGUCUACUCGCCAGGGUGUGAGCUUGAGCAAGUCCGAAGAAACGCACAACCUUCACUCGGUUUCUGCUACUACUUCGGAGGAUGAACAGUUUUCUGACGAUUUGGCUGCAAAAAGAGGAAUUUCUUCUACACAUGUUCCACUUGAGAAAGCAGCGUCUUCUCCAUCUCCGCCCGGUUCACCUCUUCAAGAUCCUUUUGAUUAUACAUCCAAAUUUCGUGCUGUAAACCGUUAUGGGAUGGGGAAUUUGAGUAGUCGCUCGGAUCAAGAGAGGGUUACCACCAACAAGAAUACCGUGCGACAGAAUUCCUUGAAGGAGUCACUAGCGACCGAGAUGGAGAUAUCACAUAAUGAUUAUACACAUGAUGGGUUGCCACAAGACUCAGCAGAUUUUGGCAAAGAAGAUGAUCGCCCGAAAGUAAAGAGUCGUGGGGAUUCAUUUCUGGCAGGUAUUAUAAAGAAGAGCUUUAGAGAUUUCGCUAAAUCCAAUCAAACCAUGGAAACCGGAAAAAGAAAUGUUACUAUUAAUGGGCAUCUAUUACCCGACAAAUUAGUGAAGAAAGCCGAGAAGAUGGCUGGUCCGAUAUACCCUGGACAGUACUGGUAUGAUUAUAGAGCUGGAUUUUGGGGUGUGAUGGGUGGGCCAUGUCUUGGCAUUAUACCCCCAUUUAUUGAGGAGUUCAAUUAUCGGAUGCCAGAAAAAUGUGCCGGUGGGAACACUAGUGUGUUUGUGAAUGGAAGAGAACUUCAUCAAAAGGAUUUAGAGUUGCUUACCGUCAGAGGACUCCCAGAUGCUAGGGAUAAAUCUUACAUUAUUGAGAUCUCUGGACGAGUCGUUGAUGAAGACUCUGGUCAAGAGCUCGACAGCCUCGGCAAACUUGCCCCAACGAUUGAAAAGGUCAAGCAUGGGUUCGGCAUGAGAGUCCCGAAAGCGAAUUCCUAGGGACUAGGCGUGCAUUCAUGAAACUACAAGCUCACCGUCACACUAGUACCAUUGGCUAGAGUAUGAGCUCACCCUUACGAAUGUUGAACCGUAAUGCAUCUGCGUGCUAUCGGAGAGGCUCCAUUAACUUGCGAAGAAUUUUUUUUUUUUACGGGCGGUUAUGCUUUUUUCGGAGAGGUUUGAUCAUCCUAAAACGAAGAAAGGAAUUGUCCUUUACUCCUUUAUCUUGGUAUUCAUGUAAUGUUAGUAUCAAUUUAUUAUAAUGAUGUAUAUCUUUAGAAGUGUGUUGUAGUCCAUGGGUGUUAAAUUGAGUGAAUAUAUUUGUCUAAUGAAGUGUUCAAUCUGCUUCUAACAAUUGAGAUAUAAAAUAUUAUUGAGUUUUAAUUAUUAAUCAUUA